Messenger RNA from Moneuplotes crassus, 861 nucleotides. Lineage: Eukaryota; Ciliophora; Spirotrichea; Euplotida; Euplotidae. The record is from the annotation of a GenBank genome assembly.
AACAAGUUAGCAUAUUAAAAUUCUAGAAAACAUAAUGAAGAGAAUGAGAAUCAAAGUCUACAGUAAAGGAAGACCAACUCCCAGACAGAGCUCACAGGUUUUGGCAGAGGGGAGGAGACCGAAGAAGGUAGCUAGCAACAAGAACCAAGUGAAAUUUGAUUUUUCUCACAUGAAAUGAAGAAGUCCUCCAACUACUCAAAAGGAAUUACCAUCUAUCAAUUUUAUACCUUCCAGAAAACCCAAGAGCUGCCUAAAAGUAACGAAUCCAAAUGCAGCUAACUUUUCGUCAGAAACAACUUCAAAUUUGUCAGACUCGGUAGAUAAAUUGCAGCUUCCCCACGUAAAGAAGGUGACUCAAGCUUCCAAAUUCAAGCAGUUGCUAAGCAGUGAUCCUGAUCUGUCAUUAUCUAAUGUGAUGGACGAAUCCGACAGUGUUUCAAACUUUUCAGAUUCGUGAAAUGAUGAUAUUCUUCAGAUGAGUGAAUCUGAAAGCCUCCAUCUCAACAACAUGCUGAAGAAGAAAAGUAAAGGAACUUCGGAAAUUCUCAGCAUGAUUUUUGAUAACAACUAUGAGCAUAAUAAAAAAUCGAAACUUACUGGUACUCUGUUGCAGGAUAGAUAUGAGAGCAUUAGGGAUGCACCAAAAGAAAAUGUAGUCAAAAUGGGUUGAGAAGAAUUAUCAAGCUCUAACAUUCCAUUUGAAAAGAAUUUGCUGAUCGAUAAAGACAGUAUGAAGGAAAUAGUCAAGCGGUCAACAAAGAAUCUGAAAGACUUCGAUCAGCUUGAAGGAGAUAACUCAAAACCAUAUAAAAAAAGCAAAUUCAAAACAAGUAAAACCAACAAGACAAAUUCUUAAUUUUA